AUGCCAGAACCUAAUUUUAGGUCGGUCUUCCAAUUGGAGAAUUCUAGCCUAGUUUAUCAAGGAUUUGAAGGAGGAGCAGGCAGUGAAGGAUUGGGGACUAGCAAGAUGAGGAAGCGACAAGUGGUGGUAAGGAGAUCAGAAGAACCUUCAAGAAGUUCAACGAUUUCUUCUUCCACUGUUAGGAAUGUUAAAUAUGGAGAGUGCCAAAAGAAUCAUGCUGCCAGUGUUGGAGGUUAUGCUGUUGACGGGUGCAGAGAGUUUAUGGCUAGUGGUGAGGAAGGCACAGCUGCUGCACUCACUUGUGCCGCUUGCGGCUGCCAUAGGAAUUUCCACAGAAGGGAAGUGGAGACAGAGGUGGUAUGUGAUUGUUCUUCCCCUUCUUCAAAUGUUUCAGUAGUUUUUAGGGUUGAUGGACAUCAUCGGUAG
Dovyalis caffra is the source of this 426-nucleotide messenger RNA. Lineage: Eukaryota; Viridiplantae; Streptophyta; Magnoliopsida; Malpighiales; Salicaceae. The record is from the annotation of a GenBank genome assembly.